This is a messenger RNA of [Candida] anglica, 981 nucleotides long. NCBI's taxonomy places the organism in Eukaryota, Fungi, Ascomycota, Pichiomycetes, Serinales, Debaryomycetaceae. The record is from the annotation of a GenBank genome assembly.
AUGUUUAGCUCGUUAUUACCCGCCCCUAAAUAUCUGGUAGGGAAGAAGAUACCUCAAAUAAAUGUACCUUCAAAAUCAUCAUCAAAGGCACUUUUGUCAUGGACAUCGCAAAACUCCAAUGAGUUGAUAGUGCAAAAUACAAAUACAACCAGAACAAUCGCCAACCUUCACAUGAACAAGGAUGGCAGUUUAAAUUACAGUCAAACGAUAUCAGCAGCAGCCAACCCAGGAAGACAAACACAAACAUCAUAUGAAGAUACUAUCCCAUUGAAAGUACGAUAUCCAAAUUUAAAGCAUCAUUUCCCUAAACCUUCAUCAGACGAUGAAGAGCUUCAAGAAUGUAUAGAAGAAACAAGAGAUGCCAUCAAUAAAAUUCUUAGUUCGAAACUAGGAGUGGAAUCGAAGGAUAAAUCGGAAGUAUCAUACUACAAGUAUAAAACAAAUGAGAUUAUAAAUCCAAAUAAUAAUGAGGAAGAAGGAAGAGGAAGAGAAAGAGUUUUACAAAUUAGGGAUCUUCAGGAAGAUCCAAUGUUACCACCGAAAUUUAAAUUACGUAAGAACAGACAUAAAGAACCAUCUCCACCACCACCAAUUUUGAAAAAGACUGCAACUAAACCAUUAUCGAAAGAGGAACAACAAAAAUGGAAUAUUCCUGCUGCAAUUUCGAAUUGGAAGAACAACCAAGGUUUCACAAUCUCAUUGGAUAAGAGAAUGCUUGCAGCUAAUGGCGGCUCAUCGGAAGACACCAGCGAUGCAUUAAAUAUCGAGAAAUUUGGUAGCUUAUCCCUGGCCUUGGAAGAUGCAGACAAACAAGCGAGAGAAGAAAUAACUAUUAGAAAUCAAUUAAUGAAAGAAUUAGCUAUUAAGGAACAACAAGAAAAGGAACAAAAAUUAAAAGAAUUGGCCGAGAUUUCAAGAAUGGAACGAUCUAAAAGACGGCACUCAGACUCAAGGAAUCCUGUAAAGAAGCAGAGGUACUAA